GGGGCCGCUGCGGGCAGGGCGGACAAAAGGCGCCGGAGCGGCGUAAGGGAAGGCGGGGGCUGUGGGCAGGUGGGUGCGGUGCGAGUCCCUCACAGCCGGUGCGGGCAGGGAAGCUGUUCCCAUGGCUUGUGGGGAGUGCAGCGCUUCAGCACUCGCUCGGGAUCCAGCACACAGGAACAUCAUCCCCUUCCAGCACAGAGAACUGACCUGCAGAUAGCAGAACCCAGCAAGGUGAACCAUGAUUCCAGUCACCGAGCUGCGCUACUUCGCCGACACUCAGCCGGCCUAUCGCAUCCUGAAGCCGUGGUGGGACGUGUUCACGGACUACAUCUCCAUAGUGAUGCUCAUGAUCGCGGUGUUCGGGGGCACGCUGCAGGUCACCCAGGACAAAAUGAUCUGUUUGCCCUGUAAGUGGGUUACCAAAGACUCCUGCAAUGACUCUGUGAGGGGAUGGACAGCGGCAACCCCGGAGCGUAGCUACUAUAACACUAGUCUAGUUCCCUCUGCGGACACGGGGCCCACGGGGAUCCGGUACGACCUGGACCGGCACCAGUACAACUACGUGGACGCGGUGUGUUAUGAGAACCGCCUCCACUGGUUUGCCAAGUAUUUUCCUUAUCUAGUGCUGCUACACACCCUCAUCUUUCUGGCUUGUAGCAACUUCUGGUUCAAGUUCCCAAGGACCAGCUCCAAGCUGGAGCAUUUUGUGUCUAUUUUGCUUAAGUGUUUUGACUCUCCGUGGACAACGAGAGCAUUAUCUGAGACAGUGGUGGAAGAGAGCGAUACCAAACCAGCGUUUGGGAAAAUGAAUGGCUCCAUGGACAAGAAAUCCUCCACGGUCAGUGAGGAUGUGGAAGCCACUGUUCCCAUGCUGCAGAGAACCAAGUCUCGAAUUGAGCAAGGGAUUGUGGACCGGUCUGAGACUGGGGUGUUGGACAAAAAGGAAGGGGAACAGGCCAAAGCACUCUUUGAGAAAGUGAAGAAGUUCCGCACUCACGUGGAAGAGGGAGAUAUAGUUUAUCGCCUGUACAUGAGACAGACCAUAAUCAAAGUCAUCAAGUUCAUUCUGAUCAUUUGCUACACCGUGUACUAUGUCAACAACAUCACCUUUGAUGUGGACUGUAAGGUGGACAUUGAGAGCCUGACUGGCUACAGGAUGUACCGCUGUGCUCACCCUUUGGCCACUCUCUUCAAAAUCUUGGCCUCUUUCUACAUCAGCCUGGUGAUUUUCUACGGGCUGAUCUGCAUGUACACGCUGUGGUGGAUGCUGAGGCGGUCGCUCAAGAAGUACUCCUUUGAGUCCAUCCGGGAGGAGAGCAGUUACAGUGACAUUCCUGAUGUGAAAAAUGACUUUGCUUUCAUGCUCCAUCUGAUCGAUCAGUACGACCCCCUCUACUCCAAGCGCUUUGCUGUCUUUCUGUCAGAGGUGAGUGAGAACAAACUGCGGCAGCUGAACCUCAACAAUGAGUGGACUCUGGAGAAACUACGCCAGAGGAUCACCAAAAACUCUCAGGAUAAGCUGGAAUUGCAUCUUUUCAUGUUGAGUGGCAUUCCUGACACGGUCUUUGACCUCAUUGAGUUGGAGGUCUUGAAGCUGGAGCUUAUCCCUGAUGUCACUAUUCCCCCAAGCAUUGCUCAGCUCACCAGCCUUAAGGAACUGUGGCUCUACCACACAGCUGCCAAAAUUGAGGCUCCAGCCCUUGCCUUCUUGAGGGAGAAUUUGAAAUCUCUCCACAUCAAGUUCACAGACAUCAAGGAGAUUCCUCUUUGGAUUUACAGCCUGAAGACACUCGAGGAACUUCAUCUGACAGGGAAUUUGAGUGCUGAAAACAACCGGUACAUUGUGAUAGAUGGACUGAGGGAGCUGAAGAGGCUGAAGGUGUUGAGGAUGAAGAGUAACCUCACCAAGCUACCCCAGGUGGUUACAGAUGUUGGUGUGCACCUUCAGAAGCUUUCCAUCAACAACGAGGGCACCAAGCUCAUUGUCCUCAACAGCCUUAAGAAGAUGGUCAACCUGACGGAGCUGGAGCUGAUCCGGUGUGACCUGGAACGCAUUCCCCACUCCAUCUUUAGCCUCCACAAUCUGCAGGAGAUAGACCUGAAGGACAAUAACCUAAAGACCAUUGAGGAAAUCAUCAGCUUCCAGCACUUGCAUCGUCUCACUUGCCUUAAGCUGUGGUACAACCACAUUGCCUACAUCCCCAUGCAGAUAGGCAACCUGACCAACCUGGAGCGCCUUUACCUGAACCGCAACAAGAUAGAGAAGAUCCCCACCCAGCUCUUCUAUUGCCGGAAACUCCGGUACCUGGAUCUCAGCCACAACAACCUGACUUUCAUACCACCAGAUGUUGGACUUCUUCAAAACCUGCAGAAUCUGGCUGUGACAGCCAACAGGAUUGAGAGUCUCCCUCCCGAGCUGUUCCAGUGCAGGAAGCUGAGGACCUUGCACCUGGGCAACAACGUGCUGCAGUCGCUGCCGUCCCGGGUGGGGGAGCUGACAAACCUGUCGCAGAUCGAGCUCCGAGGGAACCGCCUGGAGUGCCUGCCCGUGGAGCUGGGGGAGUGCCCGCUGCUCAAACGCAGUGGGCUCGUGGUGGAGGAGGACCUGUUCAACACCCUGCCCUUGGAGGUCAAGGAGCGGCUCUGGAGGGCAGACAAAGAGCAAGCCUGAACCCCUGGGCAAAGGGAAAAGCCUCUGACCAACGAGCAGGAAGCAAAAGGCCAUUCCAGCCCCCUUUUCCCCAGAUGCUCCCCUUUCUCCACUCCGAUCACUACCAGACUGGCCAAGGAGUCCUUGACAAAUGUGACUCAUUCAGAGUCAGCUUCUUGCCUCAGAUGCAGGAUGGGGGAAGCUUGGGAUCAGGAUGAGGAUCAAGACAGAUUAAUCAGCCUCUGAGCAAGGGCCAGUGGGAGUUAGAGGUGUUGCUGUUCUUCUGGACAGGAACUGGGGUGAGGUGGAUGGUGCUGGAAAGAAGAAAUGACCUUUGAAUGGAGGAGAAAAGGAAUGUGGGGAUUGCUGCAUUGCUCCAAAUAGGGCUUUAUAUGUACCAGGGAUGAGUGUCCAGUGUCCUGCAAGCAAAGACCAAGAGCCAGGAAACCUCUUGAACUUUCAUCUCUAUGACACUGGGUACUGUUCCCCUCUGACUCAGAUCCAGUCAGUGAGGCCCCCAGAGGGAUGGGAUGGGAUGGGACACAAGCAGGUGAUUUUACCUGGAUGCUUGGCAUUGGGAUUUGGGGGAUAAACAUCUCACAGCUGCUGGAAUGCAGGAUUUAUUUUUUUUUUUUACUAAUUAUCUUUCCCCUUUGCACUCUACACCUUUUCCUCUGCCCCUGGAGAAGGAACCAAACUAUCUGCUCCCUUAAGAUUGCACUACUUUAAAGGUUUCAAAUCACUUGUGCUGAUGAGUAGAUCACGCAGCAUCCUUCUCCAGCUGAUGUGCUGGAGGCACUAACUGACAAUUCCAAAGCUUUAGCCUGUUCUGAAAUGGAUGGUUACAGUGUAAGUGAGAGAUGAGCUGGAUAAAGAGCAAUUGGACUGUCUAAUCUACUCUCCCAGAAACAUCGAGUUGCUUCAGGAUCUGGCUUUUAGUUUUCAAGCAACUUUUUAAUUGCUGGUAUUCUGUUACAUAUCAAGUAUUAAUGUGCAACUGGCCAGUGUGUCAGGGCUCACCUGGGCUUGGAGGGGAAACUCAGGUUUCCUCUGCACCUCUUGUCCCCCAUCCUGCCUUCCCCUACAAUCAGGUUGUUAAAUUAAGUUUUUCAGUGCUCUGCUGGUGUUUUCCAUGGAUGCAGUCUCCAGAGCUGCUUGAUUGUUGUUGUCUUCCCUUAACAGCUGUCAGUUCCUGUUACACCUCUUGACCUAAAUAACAGGCUAAUGCUGGUUGAACCUGGUGCUGGAAAAGAAACCUUUCCUCCUGUUUCUUCCCCUUUUCAUUCCCUCGGUGUUAAGGAGGAGAAUGAGAAUCCUCUGUGGACUGAGCUCUUCUGGCUCCCUGGAAUAGAACAGUUUUUAUUGAAACAAGCCUGACCUGUUUGGUGUUCUUUGACAAAAAGCUCUCAACCUCCUGGCCUGGCAGAGGCAGAUAAUAUGUAAUAGCUCCUGGUAAUCGUGUCCUUAAGGUGGGUGGAUAAGGUGUGCCUCCAGUACUCCGAGAUCUGCCCUUUUCCAUCAGGAGGAACAGGAGGCUUCUGGACCUACAGGUCCUGGUUGUAACACUCUGCAACAGACCAGCAGGUUGGCUCCAAGGUGAAGUGCUGCAAGCUGAGGCAUGAGAAGUUUGGAGGCCUCCCAUGGGUACAGAGGGGGAAGCUGCAUCCAAAGUGAUUCCUGGUGAGCUGCCAGCGAGUGCCCUGGCUUAGGGAAUUGUGGUGAUCCCGUGGAUCUUGGGGCAGUCAGGCACACUGUGGCUUUCUUCAUCAGAUGUAAGAUAUGAAUUAUAUAUAUAUAUCCUAAAUAUGCUGAAACCAUGAACAAUGUUAAUGGGACUCUGGAUUUGUUGAUGUUCAGAUGCUUAAAUAAAGCUACAUUAAAAUCAGGAGAUCUGUUUUUAAGAAAAAUGCUUUUAAGAAAAAUGUAAAUUUUGCUUCCCUUAGUCCAUUCAUUAUGAGAAGUUUAAACGGUCCAGAGGAUAAUAUAAUUAAAUCUCCAUCUGGGAGGCAAGGUACUGUAAAAGCUUUUCUGGCUUCUAAUAGGGUUAGUCUUGAAAUUGUGUUAGAGUUGGGGCCACUGCUGAAAGGAUGGGGAAGGACUGAUGCUGAUUGGAUUGGAUUUUGGAUUGCAUGAGCAUUUUGGAUCACAGAAAUUGUUAGAUGGGCUUAUGCUUCUUGAGUAAAGCAGGAAUCACUUCAGGCUUAGCUGCAGUAAUGCUAUUUUCCAGUCAGUUCCCUGUGGUGGAUGUGGGAGCUGUUUGGAUGGUGAAGGAAACUGGUUUUUUCCUCCCCUUACUCUGUACCAAAAGAUAGUGGUGGAGAGUAAUGGCCACUGCCUGGAACUUGAACUCUUUGCUAUCCAAGGCCACUGGUAACUGCUUUAUUGCACAUGUAUUUUAGACUAGGCAGGGCUGGAAGGGCAGAGCACUUCACAGGAGUUUCACUGGGCUCCCAGGAGCAAAGGGAUUUCUCCUGGAUGUCUGGAUAGCAGAUGAGUGCUUUGACUCUUGAUUGCAGCUGUGGUCUUAGUUAUCCAAACUCAGUUUGGCACAGCUGAGUUAGAAGUUUCUCUAAGCAGCUCCUGAAAGUGCUGGCAGUGCUUCUAGAAGCUUGCAAGGCUCCUGACCUGCUGUGGAUCCCAGCAGGACAGGGGAACACCAGUCACAGAGCUCAGACUGCCCUGGGCUGAGCUCUGAGACAGGCCAGUAUUGAUCAUGCAUGAAAACACCAGCUUUGUGCUGCUCUUGCAAUAUUCCAAGCUUAACUUUUUUGGUUAUGGCUGCCAGGGCUUGAGAACUGCCUGUGUGGCAAAAUUGGGAUGAGCAAUCCGGUGACAUUUUGUACCAUAAACAGGGGUGGCACAAAUCCAUUGUCACUCUGAAAGAGCAAUAUGAGUUAUUUACUCCUGAUCUGUGCUGCUUGGUCUCCCUUAAAGAGCUACUGAUUCCAGAGUAUUUCUCUUGUAUGAUGAGGUGGAAAAAGCUUUAAAACUUCCAAGGACAGGGUCUAAGACCGUGAGUCCUGAACAUGCUAAUGACUGAGGACUCCUGCAAAACGUGUCUGGUUUGCUCAGUCUGUGCGGGAUGGGCUCACAUCAACAAUCCUCCCUCACUUGCAGGUAUUCAAUCAGUGAAUGUUCCCUAUUUUCCUUUAAGUUUCCAUCAAAGUGAAGAUUAGGGGGUUUAUUUCUGACACUGUGUGUUCACAAAAAGCAUUCAGCUUAAGCAGGCAGUCAGUGAUCUGGUCAGUGUCUUGUUCUCCUGACAGGCUUUUCAAAGCACUCUGGUAGUAGCAAACCAGAUUAUUUAUUAGCUGCUAAACCAUACAGCAACUUGAAUUAAACCCACCUGUUUCCUUAAUAGCACUUCUGAGCUGAACAAGUUCUUGGAGAUCACAAACAGGCUCACCCCGUGUUAGCAUCCAAGGUUAGUAACGUGCACUUUACCUUUCCUGCUAAAUAACCCAAAAAGUGAUAAAUUGCAACUAAUUAUUUUGAACCAGCUGAAAAGCAAGGAAUACCAAACCUAUGAAUUGUGUUAACUCGUGCUGUACUCUGACACUCUGCACUGGAAUGUGAGCUGAAGUUGUUCUGUGUUUCAGAUGCUUUCUGAUUUUAUUAUUUGAUCCCCAGUUAAUUCAGCAGCUGGAAGUGAUUUACUGUGCCAGUCUGAGUGGAUAAAUAGCUGUUACAGGUAUCUUUCAUGAUGUGCUGUUGUUGGUAUUAAUUGUCACUUCCUGAUAAUAUCCUACCUCAUUUGUUAUUUUUUCUUAUUACCAUUUAUAUGCUCCAUUUAGCUCACUCCAUUUUAAUUAAAGUUCUUGGUGUUCACUACCAUAAAUAGUAUUAAGUGGCUUUCUGUUGCUGAACCAUACUGAAGUCCUCUUUUUUUUUUUUUUUUUCCCCCUCUCUAACAAUUAAUUCUAGGAAUUUUGAGAACAAUAGCACAUCCUUUACAGAGGAUGAGCUGUAUGGAAAAAAGUCCCAAACAUUAUUGAUUCCCCAGCUGUGACAUUGUUUCCUUUCCUUACCUUUUCUCUGCUUUUGAAUGGUUUGAGUUCUUUGGAUUUUUAAAAUAUUUUUAGUCCUCCUUCAGGGGAGGAGUAACUUUUUCCCCCUCAUUAGUAUCUGUGCCUUCUCUAGAGAUCUGUUCAUGUAAGGUCUCCCCAGGGGCAGCUGCUCCCUCGGGUGUGUUCCCUUGGAUUUUUUUUUCCUUUCAACCAUGGAGAGAUUUCUUGAUUUCUGGUGUGAUUUCUCACUGCCAAACAAUAUUGUCAUACUGUAAGUCAUCUGCUCUGAAAGCUGCCCAAGGUAAGGGUGUGGGGAUGCUGAAUAGGGAGAUUAUUCCAUUUUAACCCCCCUGUUUGGCCACACAGCGGAUUGUGGAGUUUUCCAGAGUAAGUGCCAAAACCAAGUGAGUUUUUAGUCCUACCUGUGUUCUGACAGUGCAGGAAGCACAACUGGAAGAGGGCAGGAAUAUUGUCCCCCCCUCCAGGAGGUGGGUUAAUACUCCACUGCUUUGGCAGCAUGAAACCCUCCAGAAAUCUCUCCAAAAUCCUGUUUCAAAAGUAACUGCACUUGAAUUGCUGGACCCCAACAGCAAAGGGGUGAACUUUGUGUGAGUUCAUACAAAGGCUUAAUUUAGGAUUCCUGGAAUUUCCCAUCCCUCCCUCUGUUUUCCUUUAAAGGAGUUUUAUUGAACAAUGGGGGAAUUUUUCUAGAGGAGACUUAUUGAGAAGGGGGCUACUGAGCCUGAGUCAUCUUUCCAGCUGACAGAUGUGCCCAUUGCAGUAAGACACCACUCAUGGCUUAAACAUGGCUCACUCCCACUGUGGAAAUGCAGGAGCAGGGCUGUGGUUUGGCAUCUGAGACCUGCAACUCGGUGUGACAUUUCAGAAUCAUGACAUUCACUUUGUACCUGGGAUUGUUUGGGCAGCUGAUCAGCAGCACCUUCCCUGGGGGCACUGAAGCUGCCCUUGUUUGCUCUGAAAGACUUGUACGACUGGACACUUUAACAGAAUAAAAGUUGUAAGUUUUAA
Molecule: messenger RNA, 7686 nt
Organism: Chiroxiphia lanceolata (lance-tailed manakin)
Lineage: Eukaryota; Metazoa; Chordata; Aves; Passeriformes; Pipridae
Gene: LRRC8A
Product: leucine rich repeat containing 8 VRAC subunit A
Exons: 4
Coding region: 239-2671 (810 amino acids)
Molecular function (GO): protein binding
Source: RefSeq, a predicted model, not a curated record